This is a messenger RNA of Cryptosporidium ubiquitum, 2229 nucleotides long. RefSeq names its product acyl-synthetase. Bases 1 to 2229 code for a protein of 742 amino acids. Gene Ontology annotation, molecular function: long-chain fatty acid-CoA ligase activity. The record is from RefSeq and is a predicted model, not a curated record. Lineage: Eukaryota; Apicomplexa; Conoidasida; Eucoccidiorida; Cryptosporidiidae. Gene Ontology annotation, cellular component: endoplasmic reticulum; membrane. The transcript has 2 exons.
AUGGAGAAAGAAGUUAACAGGAAAGAUUAUUUUUCAAUAGAACUUGAAAACAGUGAAAUUGAACCUAAUUGUUCUCCAAUAUAUAGAAAUCCAAGCUAUUCUAAAGGAAAAUUAUCCAACUUAGAAGGAUUAAAUGCAAACAAUUUAUGGGAAUUAUUUGUGAAUUCUGUGAACAAAUAUAAAGAUAAAAAAUGUUUAGGAACAAGAAAGUUAAAUAGGGAUGGAACAUAUGGUGAGUAUAUUUUUAAAAGUUAUGAGGAGUUAAAAGAAGAAGCUUUGAAUAUUGGUAUUAAUAUAAUGAAAAUGGAUUUAUGCCCAAUAAAAAGAUAUGAAGAUAAUGAAUAUCAGAAAGAAAUUAGUAUGAUGGGCAUAUUAAGUAAGAAUAGGGAAGAAUGGUAUUUAACAGAACAUGCAUGCAAUGCAUUUGGAAUAUGCUUGGCUCCUUUAUAUGAUACACUAGGUGAAGAAAAUUUAAAAUAUAUCCUGAUACAAACACAAUUAAAAAGUUUAUGUAUAACAAAUGAAAGCCUAGAUAAAAUUAUAUCAAUUAUUGAAAGAUCAAUUAUUGACUCAACUAGAGAUUCAAUAUUAAUCAAGAAUUUGAUAUGUUUUGAUGAUCCUACAAUGGAAAUUAAUCAAAGAGCUGAGAAGUUAAAUAUUAAUUUAAUUUCAUUCAAUAAAUUACGAGAAAAAGUUAGUAAAAAAGACAAGGAAUUGUAUAAACCAAAGAAAAUUAAACCAGAUGAUAUGUGUUCAAUACAUUUUACAUCAGGAACAACUGGUUAUCCAAAAGGAGCAGUAUUAACACAUCGUUGUUUUUUAGCAUGUGUAAAAAGUUCAUAUGAACAUUUAUUUUCAGAAAAUGAAAUCAAUCUAGAUGAUGAUGCACAUUUAUCAUAUCUUCCUAUGGCACAUAUAUUUGAGAGAUUGAUUGUUAUGAAUUCUUAUUAUUUGGGUAUCCCUAUUGGUAUUUUUAGUGGUAGUGUAACUAGAUUAAUGAGCGAUUCACAAGAAUUGAGACCAACUAUAUUGGUUUGUGUACCACAAGUAUUAACACGUAUUAUUCAAACUGUGAAUGAAAAGAUAAGUCAUUCCAAUUUUUUGGUAAGAACAGUAUUUCGCAAAGCUUUAACACAGAAAGAAUCUAUUAUUAAGACUAAAGGAGAUCCAACACAUUGGCUUUGGGAUAGGAUUAUUUUUAGUAAUACAAGACAAAUUUUGGGUGGUAGACUGAAAGCUAUUAUUAGUGGAGCAGCGCCAUUAGGACUGGACAUUAAUCAUAAAAUACAAGCUAUUUUCUGUUGUAGACUAAUUGAAGGAUUUGGUAUGUCGGAAUGUAUCGGUACUUUAGGUACCAAAUAUUCAUAUGCACAUUUAGGAACUGUUGGUGGCCCAUUUAGUGAUGUAGAAGUAAAAUUAACAUCAGUAUUGGAAAUGGGAUAUGAUUCAACAAAGGAACCAAGAAGAGGAUUAUUAAAGAUAAGAGGAAAUAGUGUGUGCAAGGGUUAUUUUAGGGAUUCAGUAAAUAGUAAAGAAUUAAUUGAUGACAAAGGCUGGUUAGAUACUGGUGAUAUUGCAGAGAGACAAGAGGAUGGGUCAUUUAAGAUUAUUGAUAGAAAGAAAUCAUUAUUUAAAUUAUCUCAAGGAGAAUAUAUAUCACCAGAGAGGAUUGAGGGAAUAUACUUAUCAUCAUCACCAUUAAUUCAACAAGUUUAUGUAUAUGGCAAAUCAACUGAUAGAUUCUUAGUAGCUCUAGUAUUUCCAAAUGAACAAGGAUUAAGAAAAUGGUCAAAGAAUAAAGGUAUUAAUGAUUCAUUACCAUUAGAAGAGCUAUGUGAAUUACCUGAGUUAUUUGACGAAUUAAACAAUUCUUUUCAUAAAGCUGAAUUAAGUUCAAAUUUAUUCGGUUUUGAGAGAAUACAUCAAUUUAAGGUAAUUCCAGAAAUAAUGAGUACUUCUAAUGGACUAUUAACACCAACUAUGAAGAUUGCUUGGCUUAGAGUUAUAGUUAGUAAUAGCCGAGUAUUUAGUAUUGAACUUUUAGCUAGUAAUAGGGUGGCAGUUGGUAUUGGGCUUUCAGCUAAUAGUAGGGCUGUUGCUAGCAUUAGGCUUGAAGUCACUACGUUUCUAGGUAGGUUUGGGCUCAAAAAUAUUAUUAAAGUUGUAAUUAGUAUUACGCUUGAAGUAACAUUAGGCUCAGAGAAAUUAUUAAGAAUUAAAACUCUCUGA